AUGGGCUCCGUUUCCAACCAGGAAUUCUCAGGGGUUUGCAAGGCGGACGAAGACGAGGGCCCCAGCCCGGCCGAGGAGGACUCGGAGACCCUCCAGGGCCAGGGUUCGUGCAAGUGGUUCAACGUGCGCAUGGGUUUCGGCUUCCUGUCCAUGACGAGCCGGGACGGCGUGCAGCUGGACGAGCCCGUGGAUGUCUUCGUACAUCAGAGCAAGUUACACAUGGACGGCUUCCGCAGUCUGAAGGAAGGCGAAGCUGUGGAGUUUACCUUCAAAAAGUCCCCCAAAGGCCUGGAGUCCCAGCGGGUCACGGGCCCCGGUGGGAUCCACUGCCUGGGCAGCGAGCGCAGACCCAAAGGCAAGAAAGUCCAGAAGCGACGCUCCAAAGGAGAUCGGUGCUACAACUGCGGCGGUCUGGACCACCACGCCAAAGAGUGCAAGUUGCCGCCUCAGCCUAAAAAGUGCCACUUCUGCCAGAGCAUCGAUCACAUGGUGGCCAACUGUCCAAUCAAAGCACAGCAGCCCUCGCCGGCUUCUCAGGGAAAGCCGUCCGCCCUGAAGGUCAACGAGGAGGAGAAAGGUGGACACGCCUCCACCCCGCCACCGCCACCUCCUCAAGAGGCCUCCGAAUAG
Syngnathus typhle (broad-nosed pipefish) is the source of this 630-nucleotide messenger RNA. It is a transcript of the gene lin28aa, whose product is annotated as lin-28 homolog Aa. Gene Ontology annotation, molecular function: zinc ion binding; nucleic acid binding. Lineage: Eukaryota; Metazoa; Chordata; Actinopteri; Syngnathiformes; Syngnathidae. The coding region runs from base 1 to 630 and encodes 209 amino acids. The record is from RefSeq and is a predicted model, not a curated record. The transcript is spliced from 4 exons.